Messenger RNA from Pogona vitticeps (central bearded dragon), 2713 nucleotides. RefSeq names its product ring finger protein 130 (gene RNF130). Gene Ontology annotation, biological process: ubiquitin-dependent protein catabolic process; positive regulation of DNA-templated transcription; protein ubiquitination. Gene Ontology annotation, molecular function: ubiquitin protein ligase activity. The record is from RefSeq and is a predicted model, not a curated record. Gene Ontology annotation, cellular component: nucleus. Lineage: Eukaryota; Metazoa; Chordata; Lepidosauria; Squamata; Agamidae.
AAGAGGCUAACUGGCAGGUUGCUGUUGGUGGUUCCGCCAUAGGACUCCGGCACUGGCGCGGCUGCCCGGGUUGGGUAACGGAGAGAAAAAGGAAGGGAAGAGACUGACGGUUGAGCUCGCGCGCCCUCGCGCGCUCGCCCCCUCUCGGUGGGUGGGGCCCCUUGGCUCGCUUUGGUUUCGGGGCGCGCGAGCGGGCACGAAGCGGUUCGGACGAGGCUCCAUGGAGCUCCGGCGCCUGCCUCCGCCGCAGUCGCUCGCCUGGGGCUGAAGAGGAGUGUGUGGGGGGGGGUCUGUUCGCGGCUUUGUGCGAAGUUGGGCUCGGUUUGGAGACCCGACGGCGAGCCCGGGGAGGGUCCGCCGGCUGCGGGCUGUCGAGGCAGCGGAGCUAAACGGUUUCCCACCCAGCCCUCACCGAGUGGCAGGAAGAACCCCAGCCGCCCAGGAGGAGUCGGCGGCGGGAACCGACGACGCGGGCUGCCCACCUUCCUCGUUCCUUCCUCCUUUCUCUCACGGCUGGACUGUCGGUCUCCGCUUCUUCCUCUUCUCCGGCCCCGAAGCAACAAAGAGCCGGGAGAGUGGCGGGGAGCGCCACUACGGACUGCGCUCCUUUCCCUCCCUCUUCUUCCGUCUCCUUGGCCGAAAUUCAGGGAAAGACCCGCGAGGGGCGCCUAGGCAGGCCCAAAGCGGCUCCCCUUGGUUGGGGAACCUGCAGAGGUGGUCGGUCCGGCUUCCGCAUUUGGACACCAGCGUCUUCGGCCGGCUUUCCCCGCCUUCGCUGCGCUGCCUCCCAACUGCUGUGUUGCUUGUAAUAUACCCGGGUGUCUUCACUUCUCUUUUUUUUUCCUUUUUAAAUUGGGUUUAAAACGACCCCUCCUUCUCCUCCAUCUUAAGCAUCCUAAACAGUCUGAAGCGGUUGGAUGGAUACAAAGGGCCAGACAUCUAGGAUGUCCUCCUUUUCUCUUCAGAUCGUUAUCACCCAUUUCAUGACUGGUACGGAAUAAUACGUGUUUAUGCACACAAUAUACAUAGGUUUUUUUUUCGUUCAGGAGAGUUUUGGAAGACAGUAACAUUUAUUCAGGCUGAAAAUGAUCCUAAACUGGGUUUUGCCUUAUUGGACCUGUGUAUCUUCUGUGCCUGUUUUGGUCUUCUUUAACUGCCAUGCUCUCCUAGUUAAUGCAGAUACCAGUCAAGCGUAUUAUACGGCUGUUAUAAAUGUGACUGUAUUGAAUCCUGAACGUCCUGCUUCGUUAAUACUUGAGCGUGCACGCUAUGGGCAGGAUUCUCCCAAAAGAGCUGUCACAGGCCUGCUUCUUGCACCAUUGCCAAUUAAUGGAGUUGCAGAUCGCUUAGGCUGUGAUCCACGAACACGUUUUCAGGUUCCUCCAAACACCAAACAGUGGAUUGCUCUAAUGCAACGAGGAAAUUGCACCUUCAGACAAAAAAUAUUGCGGGCAGCUUUACAAAAUGCUUCAGCUGUUGUGAUUUACAACAAUGUAUCCAGUGAGGAUCCUGUCACUAUGACUCAUCAAGGUACUGGAGACAUUGUCACUGUCAUGAUCAGAGAACAGAGGGUUAAAGAGAUCCUUAAUUCUUUGGAAAAAAACAUGUCUGUCCUAAUUGCAAUAGCAGUUGGAACUCGCAAUCAAAACAAAAACUUUAGUCGUAGCUCCCUUGUCUUUGUGUCUAUAUCAUUUAUAGUUUUGAUGAUAAUUUCUUCAGCCUGGCUAAUAUUUUACUUCAUCCAGAAGAUCAGAUAUACAAGUGCACGUGACCGAAACCAGCGUCGUCUUGGAGAUGCUGCCAAGAAAGCUGUUGGUAAACUAACAACAAGGACUGUGAAGAAAGGGGAUAAGGAAACAGACCCAGACUUCGAUCACUGUGCUGUCUGUAUUGAAAGUUACAAGCAGAAUGAUGUUGUUCGCAUUCUGCCAUGCAAGCAUGUUUUCCACAAAACUUGUGUAGAUCCAUGGCUCAGUGAACACUGCACCUGUCCUAUGUGUAAACUGAACAUUUUGAAGGCCCUAGGAAUUGUGACAAAUGUGCCAUGUGCUGACAAUAUGGCCUUCGAUAUGGAAAGGCUAACCAGAGGCCAACUAGGCAACAGGAGAUCAGUACUUGGUGACCUUAGCAGUGACAGUUCCCUUACUCUCGAGCCACUACGUACUUCUGGAAUAUCACAGUUUCCACAAGAUGGAGAGCUGACUCCAAGAACAGGAGAGAUAAACAUUGCUGUAACUAGCGGCCAUUUUUUCCACCGUAGUUCUCUCUCUCCUCGGAGCCUGGUCUAUGAAAAUGACUUCUCUUCAAUUGAACCUGUCUUGGACAUGUACGAUGAAAACAAGACCUGAAGAGGAUCUGCAUUCUUCUUGCUUUGCUCUCUUUCCCUUUUCCCUUUUCCGUUUCUCAUUCUAUUGUUGUGUACUCCUUCCAUGGGUGUCCUUUGUCUGAAGAAGAGCUCCCUUUACCAGAACAUCUGCCUGGCUGCCAGGCUGCAAAGGUGAAGUUCAGCUGAGGCAAUAUCUGAGGAUGACGUCUGUGAACGGAUGAAGUAUGUGCACAAAAGUCGGCUGUUGGAGGUUGCCGAGUGACAGCAUUGUCAUUAGCAGUGCCAGCGUGAUGGUGUCGGUAUGCUAGAGGUUUGCCCUACUCAGUUAUGAUUUUGUACAACAGUCACCUCUCUUGAGUAGGCACAUGAUAUUUCUCUUUUUUUCCC